AGAACCGCAGUCAUUCGCUCUGUUUCUCAACUCUAAACAUGUCUUUCGUGAAAGUAGCAGAACACUCGGAUUUCCCGAUCCAGAACCUCCCGUUCGGUGUGUUUUCCACUGCGGACAACCCUACACAUAGAAUUGGCGUUGCCAUUGGAGACCAGAUCUUAGACCUCAGUGUUGUUAAACAUCUCUUCACUGGCUCAGUUCUCUCCAAACAUCAGCAUGUAUUCACCCAGCAAACUCUUAACCCCUUCAUGGCCCUUGGCUGCGAAGCCUGGAGGGAAGCUCGAGCCUUUCUCCAGCAGCUCCUGUCAGCUGACGAAUCCACGCUACGGGAUAACAAAGAACUGAGGAAAAAAGCACUUGUGCCCCAGUCUUCAGCCAGAAUGCAUCUCCCUGCACAUAUCGGGGAUUACACAGAUUUUUAUUCAUCCCGUCAGCAUGCCACAAAUGUUGGAAUCAUGUUUCGAGGAAAGGACAAUGCCCUCAUGCCAAACUGGUUGCAUUUACCUGUUGCUUACAAUGGCCGUGCAUCAUCUGUUGUCGUGUCUGGUACCCCCAUCAGAAGACCCAUGGGACAGACAAGAUCAGAUGAGACACUGCCGCCUGUAUUUCGAGCUUGCAAACUUCUGGAUUUUGAAUUGGAGAUGGCUUUCUUCAUUGGACCAGGCACCAAGUUGGGAGAGACGAUUGAUGUAUCCAAGGCUCAUGAACAUAUCUUUGGGAUGGUUCUUAUGAAUGACUGGAGUGCUCGGGAUAUUCAGAAAUGGGAAUAUGUUCCACUGGGACCAUUCCUAGGGAAGAGUUUCGGAACUACCAUUUCACCUUGGGUUGUAUCGAUGGAAGCACUACUGCCAUUUGUAGUGGCCAAUCCUAUGCAGGAUCCCAAGCCUUUGCCAUAUCUGUGCAGUGAUGAUCCGUACACUUUUGACAUCAACCUUUUUGUUUCUAUUAAAGGUGAAGCAAUGACUGAAAAAGCAACUGUCUGUCACUCUAACUUCAAGCACAUGUACUGGACCCUGAAGCAACAGCUGGCUCACCAUACUGUUAAUGGGUGCAAUGUAAGACCUGGGGACUUGCUGGCCUCUGGAACUAUCAGUGGCUCUACCCCAGAGAGCUUUGGCUCAAUGUUGGAGUUGUCAUGGAAAGGAACAAAAGUGAUUGAUCUUGGUAAUGGACAGACACGCAAAUUCCUUCAAGAUGGUGAUGAAGUUACCUUGACAGGUUAUUGCCAGGGCAACGGCUAUCGAAUAGGCUUUGGGGAAUGUACUGGAAAAGUGCUUCCAGCAAUUCUGAUGUAAUGUACUGAGCUUGUUCAGAAUGGGGAAUGAAGAAUGCCAUCAAGUUUCUCAUGCAAUGGUUUCUCAGUGGAACAGAUGGAACAGAUUGGAAUUAGGUGUCUCUUGGUCAGUCUCCAAUUAGAAAGCAGCUGUAAUAGCACAGUUCAUCUCAUUAAUCAGUGUGGUACUUUUUAUUGUUUUUCAGAACAUAACACUGCCUUAAUGAUUGCAUUGUGGUUAAUAUUAAUUUACUUGCUGCUGGACUCUCCAUAAACAUUCAGACUUCUUUCAGAAUUAACUGCUAUGAAAACAUAACAUCUCGAUAAGAGUUACCAUUAAAAGGCCAGAGACCUGUUCAUGUGCUUGGAGGUCACACCAAUAAA
This is a messenger RNA of Carcharodon carcharias (great white shark), 1657 nucleotides long. It is a transcript of the gene fah, whose product is annotated as fumarylacetoacetate hydrolase (fumarylacetoacetase). Gene Ontology annotation, biological process: L-phenylalanine catabolic process; L-tyrosine catabolic process; homogentisate catabolic process. Gene Ontology annotation, molecular function: fumarylacetoacetase activity. The record is from RefSeq and is a predicted model, not a curated record. The transcript has 14 exons. The coding region runs from base 39 to 1295 and encodes 418 amino acids. Lineage: Eukaryota; Metazoa; Chordata; Chondrichthyes; Lamniformes; Lamnidae.